AUGAAGCGAGCAAUUCUUCACGACUUACAGUGUCUGCUUCAUGAACAUCAUACGUUGGUCAGGUUGUUUAAGAGUGCUUUAGAGCUCAUGCCAAGUGAUGACUAUAAAGUUGUCAUCAGAGCAGAUAAACGAUCAUCUGGAACACACGAAAGGACAUUUAAUGCUCCAAUAGUAGACGAAGUUGCCAUCCUGAUUGUUGGUGAACAAUUGGAAAAACGCGAUAUUGUGCUUUCACGUCGCGAUACUGGGCAACUGCAACAAAUAUCUGAAACACAUCGAUCAUAUGACUCAUUGCAAUACCCGCUGAUGUUUUGGCAAGGAGAAGAUGGAUAUUAUUUCAAUAUUAAAAUGAAAAAUCCAUUGAAUGGCGAAGAAACUAUAAAGAAUGUUAGCUCGAUGAAUUAUUAUGCAUAUCGUUUGAUGAUUCGUCAAAAUGCUGACAACUAUUUGCUGCGGUUUCGUCGAUUGUUUCAGCAAUAUUGCGUUGACAUGUAUGUAAAAAUAGAAACGGAACGUUUAACAUUCAUUAGGUUCAACCAAGCCAAACUGCGUUCUGAGGACAUCCAUUUACGUGAUGCAGUUAGUACUGAAGGAAAUGCAGCUAAUAUUUUGGAAAGAAUUCAGCCUGACCAAAUAGAUGACAUCAUAUGUGCCGAGAUUCCUGAUUAUGAAGUCGAUCCAGACCUACAUGAUGUUGUUACUUCUAAUAUGAUUCAUGGACCGUGUGGUGCCGUCAAUCCCCAAUCACCUUGCAUGGUCGAUGGAAAGUGCUCUAAACGAUAUCCACGGCAAUUAACAGCGGAGACUGUCACUGGCAAUGAUGGUUAUCCGCUUUAUCGUCGUCGAUCACCAGAUGACAAUGGUCAAGCUGUCACAACAAAAGUGAAAAGAAUGGAUUUCGUUGUUGACAACAGUUGGAUUGUUCCAUAUUCGCCGCUAAUUUCUAAAACGUUCAAGACGCAUUGCAACAUUGAAUACUGUAAUUCAGUUAAGUCCAUCAAAUAUAUUUGCAAAUAUGUCACGAAAGGCAGUGAUAUGGCUGUUUUUGGAUUGCAAUCCUCGAAUGACAACGAUGAAAUUUCACGCUAUCAAGUUGGUCGUUAUGUGAACUGUAAUGAAGCGAUUUGGCGUAUAUUCGCAUUUCCCAUUCACGAACGUCAUCCUACUGUUAUGCAUUUGGCGGUGCAUCUGGAGAAUGGUCAACGAGUAUAUUUUACGGCUUCAAAUGCUAUGCAACGUGCUGAAACACCUCCAGCAACUACAUUAACCAGUUUUUUUGCAAUUUGUCAAAGAGAUCAGUUUGCACAAACUUUGCUUUACUCGGAGAUGCCACGUUAUUAUACUUGGAAUGCUUUAUCGAAGAAUUUUCAAAGACGGAAGAAAGGCAAUGCGGUUCCUGGGUAUCCAGAUGUGCGUUCUACUGAAGCUCUUGGUCGAAUGUAUACAGUUCAUCCAAAGAAUAUUGAAUGUUUUUAUUUGCGGCUGUUGCUGGUAAAUGUGCGUGGGCCAACAUCAUUUGAGUCACUACGAACUGUUAAUCAUGUAAUAUUUCCAACAUAUCGUGCUGCAUGUGAGGAAUUGAAAUUAUUAGAAAACGAUAGUCAUUGGGAUACGACAAUCGCUGAAACCAUUAUCUCUGCAUCUCCAAGCCAGAUACGCACAUUAUUCGCUAUAAUUAUUUCGACAUGUUUUCCAUCAAAUCCAUGUAACCUGUGGCACAAAUACAAGGAAAUAUGUCAGAAGAUAUUUUACAUCAAAUUCGUGUUAGUUCUAGAAAUUUCGAUAUUGAGAUGA
Molecule: messenger RNA, 1794 nt
Organism: Ctenocephalides felis (cat flea)
Lineage: Eukaryota; Metazoa; Arthropoda; Insecta; Siphonaptera; Pulicidae
Exons: 3
Coding region: 1-1794 (597 amino acids)
Source: RefSeq, a predicted model, not a curated record